AUGCACUCUCAUCUUCUCUUCUUCUUAAUUCCUGCUGCUGUACUUGGCGAAGUUUUCAGUGCUGGCGUGGCAGCGACCGGUCCACUAUGCUGCACCAACGGUAUCCCGGACGACAGUCAAACAUGCAAAAAAUUGGGGUUGAACUCUUACGCGUGCGAAUCUGUCAGGAGGAAUGACGAAAAGGCUCACCCCGAAGAUCCGGGCAGAAAAAAUGGGUGUGAUAACAAAUUACUUGAAGGCCUGUUUCCCUUCGGACGUGACGUCAAAGCAGUUGUCCCGCGCUCUACAAAUACAGUCGAGCUUGGGCCGACUUCUAAAGGAAAUACCAUGUUCGCAUUUAUUGGAUGCGCAGCGUAG
Pyricularia oryzae 70-15 is the source of this 357-nucleotide messenger RNA. RefSeq lists its product as uncharacterized. The record is from RefSeq and is a predicted model, not a curated record. NCBI's taxonomy places the organism in Eukaryota, Fungi, Ascomycota, Sordariomycetes, Magnaporthales, Pyriculariaceae. The transcript has 2 exons. Bases 1 to 357 code for a protein of 118 amino acids.